Biomphalaria glabrata is the source of this 2083-nucleotide messenger RNA. RefSeq lists its product as uncharacterized. The record is from RefSeq and is a predicted model, not a curated record. The transcript has 5 exons. Lineage: Eukaryota; Metazoa; Mollusca; Gastropoda; Planorbidae. Bases 116 to 1555 code for a protein of 479 amino acids.
UAUUGACAAGAAUUAGAUUACGUAAAGCUUUUUAUAAUCCUUCCAAUGUACAUUUGAUCUAUUACAGUCAUUCUUUAACUAUAUUGCAGGCUCGGGCUGACGAUUAAACUACAAAAUGGCUCGAACAGAAGGAUCAAGUGCUAGUGGAUCUGGUGGAGGUGGUGACAAGAGGCUAAGCUCUCGUGAUUUGAAAGCCUUAAAUAUCAAAGUAAAGAAAAAGGAGCAGCAGUUAGUCAGUCUCCUGGCGUACUUUAUUGUUAUCAUACAUUGUGCACUAGUAGUCAGCCUAACUACUAUAACCAGACUAUCACUCUGGAUAUUGGAAGUGCAUGCUGAGAACACAAGGCGCACAGAAGGAAGAACUGAAGAUGGCCACAUUAGAUUGAGUUCAGAUCAAGAGGACCCCGAGGCGAUCAUCGUGUCAGAGGAAGAACGCAACAGUGAUAACCAGAUGGUGGUGAGCGAGAUGGGAGUGAUGUCCCCAGAGACAUCAGAUUCAACCCCACUAGUGGAAACUGCACGACCAAAUAACGGGCCCAUUGAAGAUACUGACACAUCAUCUGUUGAAAUGUCAGCAAAAGAUCUCUGCUUGGGGGCUAUAGUACACCCAGAAAGAGUGCCCAUUGAAGAUACUGACACAUCAUCUAAUGAAAUGUCAAGUACAGCAGAAGAUCUCUGCUUGGGGGCUACAGUACAACCCAAAAGAGUGCCUAUUGAACAUACUGACACACCAUCUAAUGAAAUGUCAAGUACAGCAGAAGAUCUCUGCUUGGGGGCUACAGUACAACCUGAAAGAGUGCCCAUUGAAGAUACUGAAACAACAUCUGAUAAAAUGGAAUGUAAAGCAAAACAUCUUUGUAUGGGGGUACUCGUAAAUCCAGAUAAUGUCCCUGUUGAAGAUACUGACACAUCAUCUAAUGAAAUGCCUUGUACAGCAAAAGAUAUCAGUUUAGGGGCUACCAUACAUCCAUAUAAGAUUCCAAUAAAAGAUACUGAAACAACGUCUACUGAAAUGGGGGCAAUCGCAAAGCCAAUUAAUGUCCCUGUUGAAGAUACUGAAACUUCAUCGAAUGAUAUGGCUUGUACAAAAGCAAAGGCUUUAACUGAAGGAAAGAGAAGCUCUAAUGCUCCUUGGUCAGGCAAAAUGAUUGGCAGUGCAACACCUCUGAGAAAAAGGCCACCAGAUAAAGUGAAAGAGGAAUGUUCACCAAGUCCAACGUUUACUUAUGGAUUAAACAAGAGCCAAGAAGUGAAGAGUUAUUGUGAACUAGAAGAGGGGACAACCCAUGAAAGAACCCACAUUCAAGCACAAGCCAGAGGAGAACAUGAAAGAAUUGCCCCUGACAUAGGUACAGCAGUAAACUGUACAACAGUAGAAACUGAUGACUCCAAAGAGAAAGAGGUCACCAGUGAACAGACUAAUAACAAUCCAAAUCGCACGUCUAACGCAGAGAUGACCACAAGUGACCAAAAGCAGGAGAGUGCUAGUUCACAAGAUGUAGAUUUGAAGAAUAUCACUAAAAGAGCAGCUAAUAAUGAAAAAAGAGAGGGUUAAAAGGCUGAAUCUGAUGUUCAAAACAGUCGUCAACAUUCGAAACUUGUCAGUAAAUGUUGUGCAGAUGAAGUUACAAGCAAGUAGAUGUUUCCAGACAUUUCGUUUUAGUAUACCUUUCAAUUUAUUUUGUAAACAGCUAAAGGUGGAAGGGUGGUCUAUAAAAAAAAGGAUUUAAAAUAUAAUGGAAAUAAUUAAGAAUUCAAUAUUUGCCCUAAAUAUUUUUUAGCUUGAAUAAAGUGUUAAUUACAGUCUAAUACAUGAAAUUUAUAAUACAAAUAACUUCUAGGCAGCUUUUAGAACAUGGUUUUGUAUGGCCCGUAAUAAUAUACAAGUGUUAUAAAGUAAUAUAUCUCAAAUUCCUUUACUUUAAAAAACAGUUGAAACUUAAUUUAAUAAUUAACUUAUUUAUAAGAGACAAAAAAAAAAGAAAUAAAAAAAAAACAAGGUUACAAAGUUAAUUUGUGUGGAAAAACAAACUCAAAAUCAGCCCCCAGAGUGAUAAGUCCUUUAGUUAAGAGUUCAAGAGUA